UACAGCGUGUAAGGUGGACGGCCUUCGUGAAGUCCACCGAUCCGGGAGCCGAAACGGAAACGCCCAAGAGCCGGACGGCCCGGACCGCGGUUUUUCUCCCGGCCAUUUCGAACGUCACCUCUUGAACUGUACCACCACCGAUCGAGAUGCAGCAGAAGGUGAAAUACGUUUGGACGCUGACUCCGGGCAGCUUCUAACCAAAGUUGCAUCCAUCGCUUGUGAGAUCGAGGCGUCUUUGUUUUUGGAACGUUCUCCAGAGAAGCACUCCUCAAAACAUCAUGAACCCGUUAGUGCACAAAAGCCAUCUGCAAGCACGCCGUCUAAGCAAAAGCGCACCUCUAAAUUAGCGAAAACGCGCUAUCGUGUUUGGAGAAAGCGCGCUGGGCUUUCUGUCCCCUGGCCAUCGGCCGAGACUUUUCCGACGAACGAGGGCUCCUCCACGGCUGCUUUCCAGCCGUCAAUAGAAGACUUCCCGCGUCAGCAGGAGUCGGCGAAACCUCGGGCACUAGGGUUAACAGCAUCUCCGGCAGUUACAGGUCCACUGGGAGGGCCGGAGUCGUUCCGUGAACUCCAGGCUCUCCUGGCAGCGCCUGUCUCAGUGGAGCCGCUUCCUCGCGAAUCGCACGCGUAUUUCCCCGUACCGCAGUCGUUGGCGUCACCGUCAGCACCAUUGAAGGCUCCGAAGCACGCCGAUAAGGCAAAGAAGCGCGAUUCAAAGAAAGCUGCUGAUUACGACGCUAAGAAAGACAAGCGUCAAGGCAAGCUAGAGGAGAUACACAUCAAAAUCAAAGAGUGGAAGAGGUCACACCCAAAGAAGCAACCACAAGCCGAGAACAACGCCAUAAACCCAUCUGUGAAAACCAGUGACUCUAAGGAGCGGGAGUCGUCUGCGCAACUGACGACAUUCUUGUCCCGUGCGCUGAAUCUGCGUGUGCCAGAAAUGGGCAGCUCUAUGCGCCAGUUGUACAUCAUCCUAUGGAAAGAUGUCUACAUCAACCAAAUCAGACGUCACGUGGUGUGGACCUUGCUCGAGGUUGCAUUCACCGUCAUCGCCAUGUACGGCAUCGGCAAGGACAGCCUGGAGCUGAGCUUCGGGGACCCCGUGGGAUUGACGCUUUACGGACGCACCCAGCCGCUCCAGCUUUGGGAGCACACGGCCACCAAGAUUCUCUACACGCCGAACGUGGAACUGCUCGCCAAGGUGAUACGCAAGGUUCGCGAAGACCUGUCCAUCCCGUCAGCCGAGGCGGUGACGACGGCGGGCGAACUAGACGAUCGCCUGAAGAGCGGCCACGAUCCCUACGGCUCCGUAGUGGGCGUCGUUUUCGAAGAGGACCUUAGCGACGUGCACAACCUGCCGGACCAGAUUCGGUACCGCGUCCGCAUGCAUGGCGUCAAGUUCGACAUACAAGUGCGAUAUUGGAAAGAACUGGAGAAACCCGGUCCGCUGAGCGUGCUCUCCACGGGCGAGAUGAACGCCUUACUGCCCCUGCAGUACUCUCUGGAGCGCCACAUGCUGCACCAAAUUUUGGUGGCCAUGUUCGGCGAGGCAACGGCUGAGCCGGCCCAAUUGCAGCUGCAACGCUUUCCUUACCCAGCCUUCUUUCACGAGGGCUUCAACAGCACCUACAGCCGCUUGGUGUUCCACUUCGGCAUCGGUUUCCUGCUCCCAUUCGCCUCGGUCGUCGCCAAGAUCACUGCUGAGAAGUGCUCCGGAAUGCGGGAGCUGCUGAGCAUUGCCGGCACUAGUGAGCUCGUCUACUGGGGCAGCCACUUCCUGAGCGCGUCGUUCACCACACUACUGCUCAGCUGCGUCUGCAUGCUCUUUCUCUUUGUGUUCGGCUCGGAGCCAGCGCUCAGCUACUCGGACCCGCUGCUCAUCUUCGUGGUGCUCAUCGCCUUCAACAGCCUCACCAUUCUGCACGCCAUGUUCGUCUCGGUCCUGCUCACCAGCAGCCGACUUUCGAUCAUCUUCUCGAUGAUAUACUGGAUCUGCAGCAUCGCCUUUCCGUACCUGAUGCUGCAGAACCCACUCGGCCGUGGCUACUACCUGCGUAGCCGCGCCUCCAAGAUAAUUACAUCAAUGUCACCCGGCAUGGGCUUGCACUGGGCCUUCAUGGUCAUCGAGCGCUUCGAGAGAUUCCGUGGUGGUGUAAACUGGAGCAACAUGGAUGACGCGGCGUCUACGCUGGACAACGUGAGCCUGUCGCACCUGCUGAUGGUGAACGUGUGCACAUGCUUCCUGAUGGUGUUCCUCAUAUGGUACAUGGACAACAUCAUACCCUGGGGUCCGGGCAUCCACAAGCCACCUUGGUUUCCUUUCCUGAAGAGCUACUGGAUUCCUCAGCCCACGAAGAAUGUCAAGGGCCGGCUAAACGCGGACCCAACAUUGUUCGAGUCAGACCCACAAGAUCUCACUCCUGCCAUACAAGUCACCAGUCUUAAGAAGUUCUAUCGCAACUUUCUGUUGCAACACAUCAACCUGAAAAUCUUCCGCCACCAGAUCACCGUGCUUCUCGGUCCAGGUGGCUCCGGUAAAUCAACUAUGAUCAAGAUGGUGACAGGCUUAGUGCAUCCAUCGAGUGGCCAGAUAAUUGUGGACAACUACGACGUGGUGCUGCACACGGAGGAGGCCCGGGAGCGCAUCGCGUACUGCCCCGCCGACAACGUGCUCUUCGACGAGCUUACCGUCGAGGAACACCUGCUCUUUUUUGCCAUGCUGAAGGGACUGGCCAUGAGCAAGAUUCGAUCGGAGAUCAACCUGCUGCUCACGGACAUCCAGAUGUCCUCGUACAUGAGCUACCGACCCUCGACCUUGUCGGACGGAAUGAAGCGACUGCUGUGCGUUGCCAUUGCUCUCCUGGUUGCGUCUAAGUGCAAGAUCAUGGUCUUCGACGAGCCGACGUGCACCAUGGACCCGCGCAGCCAGCGCGAAGUGUGGGAACUGCUGCUCAAGGCGAGGCGCCACUGCUGCAUCCUGCUGACCACGCAGAACCUGCACGAGGCCGACGUGCUGGCCGACAAGAUCGCGAUCAUGAACAAGGGGCUGCUGUGGUGCUGCGGCUCGCCGGACUUCCUGCGGGAGCGCUUCCGCGCCGGUUACAGCAUCCGCAUCGCGAAGGAACCCGGGUGCGACGCGGCCGCCAUCGGGGCGCUGUUUAGGCGCCACAUCCCGCACGCGGUCCUCAAGCAGGACUCAAACUUCGAGGUCCAGUACGCGGUCGGGAUCAACCCGGGCAGCCGACGCCUGACGGCCAUGUUCAAGGAACUGGACCGCGAGCGGGACAACCUCAAGAUAGGCGCAAUGAGCGUCGCAAUGUCGUCGCUCGAGGAGGUUUUGGACAAGGUUACCCACGACCCGAGCUUUCACACGGGCGUCGAUACUGAAUCUCCGCGUCUGAGCGACCACGCCUGCGUGUACAAGCCCCUCGGUGCUCCUGGCAGGAGGACGUGCCCGCGACAGCUGGCAUGGCUACUCAAGAAGCGCUUCUACAUCUGGCUCCGGGACUGGCACCCACCCGUUGUCCGUUGGGUGGUUCCCGUGUGCGUGCUUCUGAUGGCGACCUAUUUGCAACACCUGUUCACCGAGGAUGACAUCGUGUCGGCCGACUUCUACAAGGACCGUCUGUUAUAUUCCAUCCGGCCUCUGCACGUUCCGGCGCUGGGCUUCAUCACCUCCAAUAGUAGCACCGACCCCGUGGUACGCCACCUCGUGAAAAUUUUCGCCGAAGAGGAAAUCCAUCUUGUCGACGUCGGCGCCGAGCGCACCAACACGCACCUCCUAGAGUACGCCGUCGAAUACCCGAGGACUUACAGCUACCGUUUGCUCGUUGGCACCGUCCUCAUAGAAAACGCUACGCCCGUGCUGUGGUUCAACGGCCAGUGCCCGCACGCAGCGCCGCUCAUCGUCAGCCUGUACCACUCGGCGCUCCUGCGCAACAUCACGCGCAGGCCGACGGCGCGCUUCCUCCUCUACAACCACCCGUACGGCAACGAGACGGCCGCUGAGCGCCAAGGCAGCGGCGACAAUGGUGACAGCGAGAAGAAGGAUUUGCAGGUACUGCUGAAGAGCAAGAUUUUCUUCGCUGGCCUACCACUCAGCGCCGACACGCUCCUCGUCGAAGUGCUCAUGGGCACAUUCACGCCACUGGCGCUGUGCUUCCACGCGGCCAGCUUCGUGGUGUACCCCGUCGCCGAACGCUGCUCCAAGUUCAAGCACCUGCAGAUGAUGACGGGAGUGUCCGGCGCCGUCUACUGGCUCAGCAACUUCAUCUUUGACACCCUGCUUGCCGCCUGCUGUGCCGUGAUCUUCGUGCCCACCAUCUGUUUCAGCCACAGAUACUUCCAGAAAGCCGAAUACAUAGCUAUGCUGGCUCUACUCUUCGUGGCACACGGCCUCUCCAUGGUGCCUUUCUGCUACGUGGCGUCCACCCUAUUCCGCGACAGCUCGUUCGCCCUCUCCAUCAUGGUCAUGUUCCUCUUCUUUAUCGGGCUGCUGGGUGCCCUGGAGACGGUCAUCGUCCACUUCACGCACACCGUGGCCGAGUCGCGACUGCUCUCGUUGGUGCCGCAGGCGCUGGACAUCCUGCUUCGCAGCGUGCCAACAUUCACGCUCACGCGCGGCAUAUCGCAGCUGCAGCGCCUGCAGCACGAGAACCAAAUCUGCCAGGCCACCGAAGAGAUCCUCGCCACCGCCUGCAAGAGCAUCGAGCUCGAACACACCAUCUCGCUCAAGUACUGCUGCAGCGCGCUACCAUCCCGCAACGUAAACGACACCACCGAGCGCACCCGCCCAGCCAUGGUGGAGCCGUACGAGCUGUCGAGUGCCGUAAUGAUCGACGUGUACGUUAUGCUGGUCGAGGCCGUCGUGCUACUAGCUAUUGUGGUGGCCAUGGACGCCACCGCGUACGUCAGGAUCCGCAGGAAGUUACGCGGGACGUUCCAGAGGAGCCAUAGCAGGGGCUCGUUCUCAGAGUGCCAGGAGGGCCCACGGCUGGCGACGUCACCGCUCGACUCGGGUGUCGCCCACGAGGCCGAGGUUGUUGAGAAGUUGCGCUCGGGACCCAUUCCACCAGAGUUUGCACUCGUCGUGAGCAAACUCACCAAGUCCUUCGGCCUUUGCCAUGGCGUCAACAAUGUGAGCUUCACCCUCAAGACCGGCCAGUGCCUUGGCAUCAUCGGCGUUACCGGAGCGGGGAAGACGGAGCUGAUGCAGCUGCUGACCGGCCUCUCCGAGAGCUCGUCGGGCGAUGUCUACCUGGGGUCGUUGUCGCUGUCACGCACACCAAGGGUGUACGCCUCCAAGAUCGGCUACUGCCCUGACACGCUUGGCCUGCCCGACCACCUCACCGGCCGAGAGAUAAUCGAGCUCUUCUGCGUGCUUCGGGGCUUCCGGCUAAACGACACGGCGGAGAUAGUGAUGAACCUGCUGCGCAUCAUGGAGCUGACCUCCGUGGCCAACGACAUCACCAGCAGCUACACACCCGGUGACAAGCGUAAGCUCUGCAUAGCGCUGGCGAUCGCGGGCCUGCCCAGCGUCGUUCUGUUGGACGAGCCGAGCACUGGUGUGGAUGUCGCUGCGAAGGCGCAGAUACGGCGUAGUCUCAGCAUCGUCCGCCAGAUGACAGACUGCGCCAUACUGCUCACCUCGAACAGCAUGCAGCAGUGCGAGGUACUGUGUGACCGCAUCGCCAUCAUGCUUUCGGGCCAGCUGGAGUGCAUCGGCACUGUGGACGAGCUGAAGAGCAAGUUCGGCCGUGGCUACACAAUCACCAUCAAACUGCGCCAGGACACCUUCGAGGACUCCUCGUACCGAGAAGACCUGACGCAGGACAUGAAGGCCGACUUCCACAGCUGCCAGCUCGACCACUCCUUCCAGGGCGUGCUGGAAUACCGGAUCGCCACAACGUACACCACCUGGAGCGAGAUGUUUUCCAAGAUGGCGGUCAUACAGAAGAAAUACCGCUUCAAGGAGUUCUACGUGUGCGACACCACCUUGGAGCAGAUCUUCGUCAGCUACGCCCGCAAGCAGAUCAAUUUUACCAAGGCCCUCGCCUCGACCUCCUGAUUGUCGGGCGAGCUUGACGGCACUAGUUAACCUCCUUGGCCAGUGGCGUAUUGUGCUGCGCUCUGUGUUGCAUUUGGUUGCCAAUUCGACCAGCAUAUGGACCACUGUACGUUGCUGUACAUACGCUGUACAUAUGCUGUGUAUAAUAUGUAACGUCGUAUUUGUUGUACAUAGAAUUGUAUAUACUGCGUGUAUUGUUAUAACGACGCUCAUAGCGGUUCGAUGUUGUAUUCCUUCUUUUUCAUGUUUGUAUUCGUUUUCAUCGUUCUGUUCACUUCUUCGAUCCCUCAUCAAGAGUGCCUCAGUGCUAAAAGCGUUUUAUUCGGAAGUUUAAUGUGAAGGACGUUGCACCAGCCAUAUGGACACGACUAUUUCGCACGGUUGUCGUUGGCGCUGAAGCCUCCCGCAGUAACUUAUUGCUGCCUGAGCACUCUAAUUGCGUCAUGGAGUGCUGCUGUAGAUUUUUUGAACUCGGACUCCAACCGCGCCGUGUUUGACUUGUAGACGCGCUCGGACAAUCGACGUUUCGUAGAAACUUUCUGGGCACGCCCGUACGCGCGUCAGUCGUAGCACGAAUGUUUCUUCAUUGUUCGCGGGCUCUUUUCAUAAGGCACAAUGAAAGUACGGUGGCAAAAUGCUGUCAAUUGUGAAUGAUAGCGGUCAUAACACUUAGCGUUUUGCUCAUGUUCAAUAAAAGUUAAUCGCACGA
Dermacentor albipictus is the source of this 6776-nucleotide messenger RNA. RefSeq names its product phospholipid-transporting ATPase ABCA3-like. Gene Ontology annotation, biological process: lipid transport; transmembrane transport. Lineage: Eukaryota; Metazoa; Arthropoda; Arachnida; Ixodida; Ixodidae. Gene Ontology annotation, molecular function: ABC-type transporter activity; ATP hydrolysis activity; ATP binding. The record is from RefSeq and is a predicted model, not a curated record. Gene Ontology annotation, cellular component: intracellular membrane-bounded organelle; membrane.